Oncorhynchus masou masou (cherry salmon) is the source of this 2766-nucleotide messenger RNA. RefSeq names its product protein TFG-like. Lineage: Eukaryota; Metazoa; Chordata; Actinopteri; Salmoniformes; Salmonidae. Gene Ontology annotation, biological process: COPII vesicle coat assembly; endoplasmic reticulum to Golgi vesicle-mediated transport. Gene Ontology annotation, molecular function: identical protein binding. The transcript is spliced from 8 exons. The record is from RefSeq and is a predicted model, not a curated record. Gene Ontology annotation, cellular component: endoplasmic reticulum exit site. The coding region runs from base 192 to 1358 and encodes 388 amino acids.
CUACUGCGCGCUCCGCUGUAUGCCACGUACAGGUUUACGUCGACAAGCGGGUGACUUCCUCAUGUGAGGCUAGGAUUCUGUGUUUGCCAGCCCUGGUUAAAGAUUUUGGCUGACAAGGUCCUGAGAGAAAUACCGACACAACAGUGGGAUUAAGUCGUCCAGUUACAGAGGUGGGAGCAGUAGACUGUACCAUGAACGGACAACUGGACCUGAGCGGCAAGCUGAUCAUCAAGGCCCAGCUGGGCGAUGACAUCAGACGCAUACCCAUCCACAAUGAGGACAUCACCUAUGACGAGCUGGUACUGAUGAUGCAGCGUGUCUUCAGGGGCAAGCUGCAGAGCAACGACGAGGUCACCAUCAAAUACAAGGACGAGGACGAUGACCUCAUUACUAUUUUUGACAGCUCGGACCUGUCUUUCGCCAUCCAGUGCAGUAGGAUCCUCAAACUCACUCUCUUCGUGAAUGGUCAGCCGAGACCUCUGGAGUCCUGUCAGGUAAAGUACCUGCGUAAGGAGCUCAUUGAGCUCAGGAACAAAAUCAACGGUCUCUUGGAAUGUCUGGAGCCCCCCUCAGAACCUGGCCUGGCUGCCUCCGCACCAGACAGGGACUCGGUGGAUGUAUGUGAGGGGAGGGUGGUGGCAGAGGUGAAGCAGGCCCCGGUCCCAGUCAGUGCGGCUAGCAUGUCGGCCUUUGACCCCCUGAAUAAGCAGGACGAAGUCAGCAAGAACGUCAUCUCCGCCUUUGGCCUGAGUGAGAACCAUGUCCCAGCCCCCCCGGGUGUUUCGUCUGUGGAGCGGUCAGAUACUCCAGACAGCAUUGCAGCAUCGUCGUCCGCCGCCCCCUACGCAGGGAUGCAGCAGGGACCCCCAGCAGCCCUCGACGGUCAGAUGUACCAGCAGUACCAGUCUCCAGGUGGAUUCCCUCCCCAGCAGCCUGCACCGCAGCAGCAGUAUGGCAUGCAGUACCCUGCAGGAUGCACCCCCCAGCACGGCACCCCCCAGCCUCAACAGCAGCAGUUCCAGAACUACCCUGCCCCCACCUCCCAGGCCCCCGCCCCCAGCCAGGGCCCAGCCCCCGGCUUUCAGGGAGGCCAACAGCAGGCCACUCCACCCCAGGGUCCCCAGCAGUACCCCCCAGGGGCCUUCCCUCCCCAAAACUACACCUCCCAGGCCAACCAGCCUGCCAACUACAGCCUACCCCCCACCUCCCAGUCUGGCCAGGGUUACCAGGCCCGUCCCAGCUACACUCCUCCCCCCGGUAGCAACGUUACCCCCCCUCCUGGGGCGUCCAACCCCUAUGCCCGCAACCGGCCCCCCUUCGGCUCGGGCUAUGCCCAGCCUGGCCCUGGGUACCGGUAAAAGAGAAGGAACGGAAAACGUUAUCCACACACACCCACCCCUCCCCAUUGUGUCCUGGCUGGCUCUGUUUGGCCUGGGUUCGGUAAACAUGGUCUGCUAAUCUGUCCAUCCGUCCUUCUGUCAGUCCUCAGUCACUGAUGAGUCCAUAUCCAAAACAAACUACAACCCCCCCCAUCUGAUUGUCUGUGUUCUGUCUCGACCCCACCACCACACAAACCCAUGUGUUAUUGUCUGUGUUCUGUCUCGAGCCCACCACCACACAAACCCAUGUGUUAUUGUCUGUGUUCUGUCUCGACCCCACCACCACACAAACCCAUGUGUUAUUGUCUGUGUUCUGUCUCGAGCCCACCACCACACAAACCCAUGUGUUAUUGUCUGUGUUCUGUCUCGAGCCCACCACCACACAAACCCAUGUGUUAUUGUCUGUGUUCUGUCUCGACCCCACCACCACACAAACCCAUGUGUCAUUGUCUGUGUUCUGUCUCGACCCCACCACCACACAAACCCAUGUGUCAUUGUCUGUGUUCUGUCUCGACCCCACCACCACACAAACCCAUGUGUCAUUGUCUGUGUUCUGUCUCGACCCCAUCACCACACAAACCCAUGUGUUAUUGUCUGUGUUCUGUCUCGACCCCAUCACCACACACACACACCCAUGUUUUAUGGCCCUGUUAUUUGAAAUGUAAUGUUCCCUACCCACACCCUAUGUGUCUGUCAUCAGGGUGGGCUCAAUUUGAAUUGAAGGCAGUCAAUUCAGGAAGUUAACUAAAAUGUACAAUUCAAUAAUUAAAAAAAGGGCAUUUUCAAUGACUUCUCAAUAAACUGAAAAGUCAAAGUUAUUUAUUUCAAAAUGUUUUUAAAUGUUUUAAUUUCUAGUUGUCAGUUGAAAUAGUGCUGAACCCUGGUGACCAUGUAGUCAGUCUGUAAGCUGGGAGAACAAAACAGGCUGAACUAUGAAGGCUGUCUUAUCGUCAUCUGAUGGCUGUAAAUGCACCUGUAUCCGCUGGUCAACAGAUGAUGUUGAUUCGUAUUGCAUUUAACUGAUCUUUUGAGGAUAGUUUGCUGAGUGUCAACAGAUGCUUCUAUGAAAAUGGUGUUCAUCCCCUUUUUUUUUUUUUAUACUUUUUUUACAACUCGUUUUCAUCAACGUUGGUAUUAUGUCGUGUCAUGGAAUCUGCCCCUCGCUUGAGUACAAUAUGGGAGGUGUAGUUUUGACCUUCCAGAAGGGUCCUACCAUGUUUAGCCUCUUAGAUCACCUCCUUAUGGUUUAUCACUCUCUCUUUCUCAUACAUUUUUUUCCUCAAUGGUUUGUAUUAAUAUAUCAGUCAGAUUUUCCACCUUGAAGUGUCAUUUAGUUUGUUUAAACUGUAACAUUUUCUCUAAAACCCAAUAAAGGUUUUGAAACCUU